This is a messenger RNA of Cladocopium goreaui, 2919 nucleotides long. The record is from the annotation of a GenBank genome assembly. Lineage: Eukaryota; Dinophyceae; Suessiales; Symbiodiniaceae.
AUGGUGCCUGCGCCUGGCACGCCGGUGGGUGGUGAACGCCCUUCGCGGCAGCUGGCUGCGGCCUCUGGCGGUGCCAUGGAUGUGGACUCUGGAGUGGCGGCUGCUGUGGAUGAUAUUCCUAUGGCCGCUGCUCCUGCGCCAGGGCAGGGGCGCCUCUACUGCCCUGUUCCAGGUUGCCCUUGCACAGAUCCGGCUAGGGCCCCUGGUUGGCAGAGUGAGAGCACUUUGCGUGCCCACGUGGAUGCCCACCUUAGUGGCUCCCUUCUUGGCCAAGUGCCUUCAGACUGGCUGCAGGCACGUGGUCGUCAGCGAUGUGGGGUGUGCGGCUUGAGCGUCGCUACCCGCUUUGGCAUCCACCCAACGUGCCGCCCUGCAGCCCGGGCGGCUGCACCGCCGGCGGCACGGAGACCAGCCGGGCCAGAUGAUGGGGUGUUGCCAUCUGUGUCAGAAUUGCAGUCCAGUCGGACACCUACUUUGCGGCAUGUUCCUCUCAGUGCUCGUUCUCUGUGGGCCCGCUGCUUCACCCGCGCUCUCGCCGCAGUUGCGGAGUACAAUGAUGAACGGGCUUGGGUGCACCUGCUGAUGCUGCCCCACACUGUCUUGUGUGCCCCGCCGCGUGGAGGCCGCAAGCACCAGCGGGCUGCUGCUGCUUUCACUGUCGAGAGGCUGCAGCGAUGGCAAGAUGGCGAACGGGCCUCCUUGUGGCUCAGCCGGCCACAGCCGUCCAAGCGGGCCCAGAGGCACCUCACGGACGAACAAAAGGAGGAAUAUGCCAUAGGACUGGCCCGUGAAGGUUUUGACAAGAAAGCCUGCACCGCCCUGCUUUCGCAGGGGCUUUGCCCGGAGACGCCUGAGAUUGUUGCUGCCCUGCGCCUGCUGCAUCCGACGUCCCCAGCCCCCUCGGUGUCUCCAUUGCACGAGCUGCCCAUGGCCCCAGUGCUAGACGUCGAGUGCGUCAGCAAAGCUCUUCGGAGCUUCCCUGCCGACACGGCGCCUGGCCCUACCGGCCUGCGGAUCCAGCAUGUGCGGGACGCCCUGGGGCUUGGUGCGGGAGAUGCUCUCAUGGACCAGUUGACGGCGGUGGUCAACCUGCUCGUGCAAGGGCAUGCAUGCAGCAGCAUCAUGCCUUUGCUUGCUGGGGCGGGGCUGGUGGCAUUACCUAAGCCAUCCAAAGGUGUGCGUCCAAUUGCUAUUGGAGAGCUCCUGCGCCGCCUGACGGCCAAGUGCCUCAUGCAUGAGGCAGCCAGCACCUUGCAGUUUGGCAGUGCAACCCUCAGCUCCACUUCCGGUGUGCAGCAGGGCGACCCCUUAGGCCCGCUGCUUUUUGCCGCUGCGCUGCAGCCUGUUGCGGCAGCCUUGCGAAAUGGGCCCGUUGAUUUUUCCGUCUUCUACUUGGAUGACGGGGUCUUGGCUGGCCCCGUUGAAGCUGUGGCGCAGGCUCUGGGAACGCUGCAGCAAGCUUCUGCCAACCUGGGGCUGACUUUGAACCUUGACAAGAGUGAAGCUAUUGCAGUUGGAAGAACCAGCUCUGCCGCCUUGGCGGCGCACCUGCCUUCUGCUUUGCUCACUCAACCUGAUGGGGUGAGCCGUGUUUUGAGGGACUUUGAAUUUCUGGGUGCAGCCAUUGGACGGCCUGCUUUUUUGGAAGCACACGCCGCCAGCCGUGUUGAAGCUGCCAGCAAGCUUCUGGACGCUGUUGGAGAACUUCCUGAUCCUCAAGUCGCCUUGCGGCUGCUCCGGGCCUCAGCGGGCUUUGCCCGCCUGGUGCACACCAUGCGGUGCUGCCCUCCUGCAGGACACAGCCAAGCCCUCGGGAAAUUUGACCAGCUCGUGCAAACUUGUUUCAGCACUUUCAGCGGUCUGCACCUUGAACCUAGCCAGUGGGAGCAGGCCACCCGUGGCUUGAGCCAUGCUGGCCUCGGACUUCGCUCCACCCGCCAGCAUGCCGCUGGUGCCUACUUGUCCUCUGUGGGCGGAUGUGUUGACCUCUGCGGCGACUUGGACAGCGGCUACUGGGUGGACCACUCCGGGGACAUUGCUGCCGCUUUGUCCGACCUGAAUGCCGCCCUCCCCCCAAACCAACAAUUGGCGGCCACCACGGCCUUGGCCCAUACGCAAAAGCAGCUCAGCAACUUGGUGGAUGAGGCAGGCUGGACAUCGCAACUUGCCGGCGCCUCGGCCGUUCAAAAAGCCACUCUCCUUUCUGAAGCAGCUCCUGGUGCCAGAGCGUUUCUCACUUGUGUCCCAAGCGGGCGCACCAAGAUGGAGCCUGCCCUCUUCCUUGCGGAAGUGCGUGUGCGGCUUGGUGUGCCUGAAGCCAGCCAAGAUGCUUGGUGUCCCAAGUGCGAUGCAGUGCUCGACACCCAUGGGCAUCAUUCUGGCAUGUGCCUAGCUGGCGGGGAGCGCGUGCUUCGGCACAACGCGCUCCGCGACCUGGUCUACAGCUGGGCUGAGAGGGCGUGCUUACGGCCUGAAAAGGAACGGGCUGGGCUUCUGCUGCCCCAACGACCAGAUGACGUCAGCAGCGCCCGCCGCCGACCAGCCGAUGUAUACCUUCCCUCUUUCCUUGGUCGUCCAACUGCACUUGACUUUGCCGUCACGGCACCUCAGCGGUUGGACGUUCUUGGAGCCAGGGGAGCCACUACAGCUGCUGUGGCUUAUGCUGACCACAAGCGCCGACAUCUCGACACUGCGGCUGCAUGCGAAGCCCAGCAAGUCGCCUUUUUGCCGAUGGUGGUUGAGACCACCGGGGCUUGGGCCCCCGAGGCUGCCAAGGCAUUGGGGCACAUUGCUCGCUGCGUUGCUGCAGGCACUAUGGCAGACCCCGCUGCUGCGACCUUGCUGCAGCAGGCAUGCGUCCUGGUGCGAUCUUGGCGGGCCAGGGCGGCCUUGCGCCGCAGGGCUGAGCUGACCAGCUAG